Molecule: messenger RNA, 1089 nt
Organism: Paramuricea clavata
Lineage: Eukaryota; Metazoa; Cnidaria; Anthozoa; Malacalcyonacea; Plexauridae
Source: the annotation of a GenBank genome assembly
AUGCAGCGUCUCCGGCUAGUACUCCAGAGAUUACAAGAGGUGGGAAUGCUCCUGAAUCCAGAGAAGUGUACGUUUGGUGUUCGUCGCAUUGAAUUCCUUGGUCACGUUAUCGGUGAAGGAAUGUUGUCCAUCAGUGAUGCCCGGAGAGAGGCACUAAUCAAUACUCCAAAUGAAUGGAUAACUCAGUUCGACAUCCCUGAAGUGAUUGGUAGCGACCAAGGACCCCACUUUACCGCGACCGUCUUUGAAGCUACGUGCAAGGAACUUGGCAUCGAACAUGCGCUAGGAAGUCCCGAGCAUCCGCAGUCACAAGCACAAGUUGAGCGACAAAACCAGCUCUUUGCUAACGUUAGAGCGGUAUGUAAUAGGAACCCCGCAAGUUGGCCAAAGGCGAUGCACGCAGUGACGUUUGCCCAUAACACUUCAGCAAACAGGACCACCGGGAUAUCACCGCACGAACUGGUUUUCAAACAACAAGCGAGACGACCGGAAGCAUUCUUCUUACCGGAAGAUUCUGCCGGCUCAGAUGAAGAAUGGAGACCGGAAGACGUGAAACAGGGUGGAGUCGCAGCUCAGGCUCGAUCUGAUGCCAAGAAGUUGGAUGAUGUUUUUCAACUGGUGAAGCGCAAGAUUUCUGUGGAACAGGACAAACGGAAGAAGAGAACAAAAACGGCAAUGAAACGGCCAUUCGAGAUUGGGGAAGGAGUUCGAACUCGUCUCACAGCUACAGAACGGAACAAACUAGGCGGUAAGAAGCUGGCAGAUUUAAAGAGUAAACGAUUUAUAGUAUUAGAGCGCCACGGCAACACUUACAAGCUGCAAGAGGAAAAUAACCCGUCCGGACGUGUGAAACAAAAGCAUUUUAACGAGCUGGAGCCAGCCCCACCACAAGUCCUGUCGUGGGAAACUGAAGAGUCAGAUGACCAGGCAGACAACUAUGAGUCAAGUAGCGAUUCGGAAGGUGAACCACAACCACCAAGGCGCAGCACUAGAGGACGACAACCAACUAAACGUCUUCAGGUUGAUUGGCAUCAACAACAAUACGAACAGAGCGAAGCAAUGGAAAUAAACGAUGAACUGUUGGACUGA